AUGGAAGAAGCUUUUAGGCGUCUCAACGGCCUUGGUCCCAACGAAUCCUUCUCUGAUCACCACCACAAGAAGUGCACUCCCGCCGCCAACAAGAGGGCUUCGAGAGACAACGGCGCCGGCGGUACGAGGUACCGUGGAGUUAGGCGUAGGCCCUGGGGCCGUUACGCCGCCGAGAUAAGGGACCCUCUGUCGAAGGAGCGACGUUGGCUUGGUACCUUCGACACGGCGGAGGAAGCCGCUUGUGCCUACGACUACGCCGCCCGAGCCAUGCGUGGCCUUAAAGCUCGCACCAACUUCGUCUACCCAACUUCCCUUUCUCCUUACUCUGUUCCUUACAAUCUCUUACCUCCUUCUUUUAACUUUCCGAAGCUGUCUCAGUCGCCGUCCGUUAAUAUUAACAAGAACCUCCAUAGCCACCUUGUGGGAGCUUCUAGUUGGGCUAACCAUCGUCCCUGUUCAACCCACCGAAACUCUUCCUCGAACAACAUGAUUAUGCACCCUGAUGUUCUCGACCCUUCUGUGGUCGCUUUUUCUUCAUCGUCGUCCGCCUGUCCUACGUGUACUUGUCUCCGAGGAUGCUGUUUGAUGAAUUCUUCUGGUGGCGCUAAUACUGUUAGCAGUAGCACGUGUGGGUCUGCUUCCUUCUCGACGACCGCAACCCAUCAUAAUGGAAUAACGAAGAGCGAUUUUGAAGCUGAUGAUGAAUCUGCGUUCUUCCCAAGAGAAGUUUCAGACUCGGGGUUGUUGGAGGAGAUAGUUCACAAAUUUAUGUUAACUUCGAAGCCCAAGAAAUUUGAGCCUCCCCCAGAAUUACCCCCUCAACCUCAGCCUCAGCCUCAGUACCAGUCAGUGCCUGAUGAUCCUAGGUUUGUUUCUGCUUCUCAACGCUAUUAUGAAACCAAGAAGGAGGGUUUUGGUGUCCAUUUGGACGACCAAGGUUUUCUUCCUAUGCAACAACAGUUCGAGGGUUUUGAUGAGCAGGCUAUGCGUUUCGGCAACAGUCAUCAGUUGAUGAACCAUGCAGAUUUCUCAAUCACGCAAGAUCUUGUUCGCUAUCAAGAGAUUCUUAAUACCUUUGCAGCCAGCGUCCAGAAUGCUUAA
Messenger RNA from Neltuma alba, 1101 nucleotides. RefSeq names its product ethylene-responsive transcription factor ESR1-like. Gene Ontology annotation, molecular function: DNA-binding transcription factor activity; DNA binding. The transcript has a single exon. The coding region runs from base 1 to 1101 and encodes 366 amino acids. Gene Ontology annotation, biological process: regulation of DNA-templated transcription. The record is from RefSeq and is a predicted model, not a curated record. NCBI's taxonomy places the organism in Eukaryota, Viridiplantae, Streptophyta, Magnoliopsida, Fabales, Fabaceae.